This is a messenger RNA of Rotaria sp. Silwood2, 666 nucleotides long. The record is from the annotation of a GenBank genome assembly. NCBI's taxonomy places the organism in Eukaryota, Metazoa, Rotifera, Eurotatoria, Philodinida, Philodinidae.
AUGUUUAGUCAUUCGCGAAGUAAUCAAUCACGCAAUCCUAAUAGAUUUCGUUUUCAUGGUUCAACACCAUUUGGUAAUACAACUAUAGUUAUUGGUGGUGGUAGUCAUCCAUCAAAUAUUGGAAAUAAUCAAACUAAUAAUCCAGAUCUAGGAACAUUUUUUCAAACAGUUCUUUCACAAAUUGUUGGUGGUUCACAGGUUCCAUUUGGUAUGCAACAUGGCGGAGGAGGAGGAAUUUUCGAGUCAGCAAAUUUUGAUGCUUUUCUGACUCAAUUUUUAAAUCAAAUGGGAGAAAAUGGUGGCCCGGCACCGGCAUCGGAAACUCGUAUAAAUUCUAUUCCAACAGUGAGAGUAACAGCUGCACAAGCACGUGAUUGUCUACAGUGUGCUAUUUGUAUGGAUGAAUUUAAACAAAAUGAUGAAGCUAAACGUCUUCCUUGUUCGCAUCAUUUUCAUGAAGAAUGUAUAUUACGAUGGCUAAGAAUGCAUGGAACAUGUCCAACAUGUCGUGUUACAUUAGAUGGUGAUAAUACAAGUAAUCGGGAAUAUUAUAAUUUUUCUCCAAAUCAACAACAAACAUCAUCAAGGAAUAAUAAUCGUCGAAAUAAUGGAGGUAACAAUGGAUCUAGUUCACAUUCAGGGUCAACUUUAUUCGACUUCGAUUAA